Molecule: messenger RNA, 1667 nt
Organism: Carassius gibelio (silver crucian carp)
Lineage: Eukaryota; Metazoa; Chordata; Actinopteri; Cypriniformes; Cyprinidae
Product: fibrinogen-like protein 1
Exons: 7
Coding region: 588-1511 (307 amino acids)
Biological process (GO): negative regulation of T cell activation; regulation of immune response
Source: RefSeq, a predicted model, not a curated record
UCUCUCUCUCUCUCUCUCUCUCUCUCUCUCUCUCGGAUCAGUGUGCCUCACACAUGUUUUUCCCAUUUUGUUUUAUGGGUGUUACAAAUCAGGUAUUCGUCCCUGUGUAUCAGGUGUUCUUUAAUCAGGAAUGUUCUAAUCGUUUUGUAGACAAAUUUUCAUUUUUUUUUUCAUUUACAUAGAAUUAAUUUUAUGCUUUACUAUAAAUUACACAGAAUUCUGACCUUUUAAUGUAAAAAAAAAAAAAAAAAACUUCUAAACUAUGAGUGCCAUUAAUGUUUUCAUUUUCUUGAACAAAUUUCAGGAUUGAGAUCAAAUGUCUCAUAAUUUCCAGAAUAUUUCCAGUCGUUUUUGUGACGUCUCGGUAGCUGUUUGUAGUUAUCUGCACAUCUGUUUUGAUCCAGAGUGACUCAGCUCAAAGUAGUGCAUGUCCAACCACAAGAAACCUUUGUCAGGCACCAGAACAGACCUCAGAAGCAUAUGUACAAGUUCUUCAGAUUGUAGUAGAGCAAUUUUAGUGCCUAAAUUGCACAGAACAUCACAUUAAAGGCAUCAAAAGAUACAGCAUCAAAGACAAUACAUUUAAAAUGCCAGUUUUGCUCAUCAUUUGGAUGCUUUGUACUCUGGAUUCGUCAUACUCCGCUCCUGACAAAUGCGAAGAUGAGAUACAGCGUCUUCAGGCGGAGUUGACGAGCUUGGAGCUUCGCCAUACAAAGCAACAGCAACUUAUUCAACGAUUAAUGAAUCUCAACCAGAUGGAUGAACGUCACCUAAAAGCAGGCUCAUUUUAUGACACAGGAGACAAACAGUACUUGGACUGUGCUCAGAUCUUCAAAAACGGCAGCACACAGAGUGGAUUUUAUAUGAUUAAACCACAGCUAAGUCCAACCUGGAUGAGAGUGUACUGUGAUAUGACAGAGGGGGGUGGAUGGACAGUCUUCCAGAGACGUUCAGAUGGCAGUCAGUCAUUUGACAGAGGUUGGAAUGAUUAUAAAAUAGGAUUUGGUGACAUGAACUCUGCUAAUGGAGAGUUCUGGUUGGGAAAUGAUAAUCUGCAUUAUCUGACAUCUCAAGAUGAUUACACCCUGAGAAUCAAUCUUGAAGACUUUGAGGGCAGCCACCGUUUUGCAGUGUACAGAACAUUUAAAGUGGAUAAUGAACAGAACCAUUACCAGCUCCGGUUUGGCGCAUACACAGGAAAUGCAGGGGACGCUCUCUCUGGAAGUUACCAUCCUGAGGUUCAGUGGUGGGCCAGCCAUCAAGGAAUGAAGUUCAGCACACGAGACAGAGAUAAUGACCGUUAUAAUCGCAGUUGUGCUCAGGAGGACAAGGGUGGCUGGUGGUUUAACAGAUGUCACUCUACCAAUCUGAAUGGGUUCUACCACAGAGGCCCCUACAGCGCAGUCACUGAUGAUGGAAUAGUGUGGUACCCUUGGCAUGGCUGGUGGUACUCCCUCAAAUCUGUGCAGAUGAAGAUCAGACCGGGCAGCUUUGAGCCUAAUGAUGUUUAAUUCAUUGAUCUGAUAUCUGAACCACAAAAUGAUGAAUUUGUGGAUGAUGACAAAUGACAUUAUAGUCCAUCUUAGUAGUCCAAUUCUUAACUUUUUACAUAUGUAGUUAAAAAGCUCUUCUCCUGCAUGUAUCGCAAUAAAGUUUUCAACACAUCC